GAGGCUCAAAGAACCUCUGGGAAGCCAAUCAUGACGGCGAACGAGACUUACAUAAUCAGGAACAAAGUUCUCCACCCCGGCCCGCUAGGCCGAGUCGGGACCAUGCCGCAAUGACCUCGUCUCUCACGUCCACGGAGCACACUGCUUGCUGCGUUGCCAUGCCGUGCUGUGCUUGGCUGUGUUGCUUCCAAUGCUGCUGCUCCACCUCCUGAUGGCCCAGCUCGCCGUUGCUGUUGCUUCACGGUCCAAUGCUUCAGUGGAGUGAUCCACCCCCAAGAGAACCCCCAGCCGUUUACUGCGUAGUGCGGCGUACCGGUGCAGACACCAUGGCAACUCCCCUCGGCGACGACUUCACCACCUCACCUCCGAACCACGCCACCGGGCUCCCGUCCGGGAGGUUCGAGUGUUCAUUGCGCUCCCAUGUAUUGGUCCGAUUCAAACGUCCGGCUUCUGCACGCUGCGAAGAAACUGCAUACCAGACUGCAUACCAGCCUGGCAGUGCCGCUCAAUUGCAAACAAACUAAGGCACGUCUUCACGCCAUUCAGCAUCCAGCAAAUCAAGGGCAAACCGCCUUGCAGUUGAUCAUGUCUCCGAAUCACGGUGACCGAUUGGACAUGGAAACACCCCCUUGGACGAUGAACUGCCGGUCCUGCUUCUCGCCGCUGAAUGGACCGCAUAUCCCUCUCACCCCUUCUCCAGUGAUGCGCGAAUAUGACGAACGGAUAUACCAAUUUGCCCACACAUUACGCAUAAUCAGUUCAUGAGGACUUGCUUUUGACCAGAUUAACCAUAGACAUGGUACAAGCUUCUCGCCUCGGCCGCCACUGGGCCACUUCCCUCGUGCUGAUGCUGGACAGUCCUCCCUGGUGAAUCUGGGGGAGGCGACGUCGUGGUGGGCAGGGACUGCCGCUGCUCCGCUGCUCCGGGUCAACAUGGGCAACCCGGCAUCGGAUGUGCCCUGGCACCUCUCCGUGAUGGUCCUUCUUCGUUCCUGGCAUGCGCCCAGUAUGCACGUUCGGGAUCUCCCUAUGAUCUACCUAACCGUCAGGCAAAUUUAAAUCACACAGGCUAGUCUGUGCGAGGAACUCCGGCCGACUUGGCGAUCUGAGCACCAACCAGUCCCUUCCAUGUCAACUCACUCGCGACGGAGCGAGCACCAUCAAGUGUGAUAUUUCCCCAUGGCCGUUGAUCAGCUAAAAACCCUACGAAGUAUCCCAACCAGGACCAGGAAAGAAGUUUCGUCACACUCACUCAUCUCAACGAGGCUUGGUACGUACUCCCAUAUCAAUCCGGCCUGCCCUCUUCCAAGCCCCAAGUUUUCUAUCUAGAGCAUACGCAGUCCGCCUUUCGUUUCUUCCUCCUCCUCAUCCGCAUUCUUCUUCUCUUCUUUUGGUCAUUGUAAGGAACGCCUAGAGCGCCGGAACCUUCGCUGUCACUUUCUUCGUUGCUUUCGACGAAUGCUUGCCGAAUAGAUUCGACACAUACAAGCGGCUUCCGCCAAUCUCCCUCCUCCACCCUUCAUCAUGGCGCCCGGCGUGCUGUCCUACUCCUCAUCGGGGACAUCGCCAUCGGCAAGUCCUGUCAUGAUGACCCCUAUCGAUCACUCCGAUACCACAUCCGAUGGCUUCACUAGCCUGUCCGUGGGGCCCCUAGACGGUGUCGGCCUCAACAUCCACGGACAAUCAACAAAUGGACACUCCAACGGCAGUGCCAGUGCUCAUGCGACGAGCCAGGGCUACACCAACCCCGUCGGCGGCAGCGACGCCGGCCUGAAGCAGAUGCCCAUUGCCAUCGUCGGUAUGGCCUGCCGUAUGCCCGGCAGCGUCUCCAGCCCCGCCGAGUUCUGGGAGCUGUGCUCCCGCGCCAGAACCGGCUUCACUCCCGUGCCCAAGGAGCGCUUCAAUCACGAAGCAUUCUACCACCCGAACCCGGGCAAGACUGGAGCUUACCACGCAGAGGGUGGUAACUUCUUGGACGUCGACCUGGCGUCGUUCGAUGCCCCCUUCUUCGGCUUGACGGAGAAGGAGGCUAUCUCCAUGGACCCCCAGCAGCGUCUUCUGCUCGAGUGCACAUUCGAGGCCCUCGAGAACGCUGGUAUUCCCAAGCACACGAUUGUUGGAAAAGACGUCGGUGUCUUUGUCGGCGGCAGCUUCGCCGAGUACGAGAGUCACUUGUUCAGGGACAGUGACACGAUCCCCAUGCACCAGGCCACAGGAUGUGCCCAUGCGAUGCAGUCCAACAGACUCUCACAUUUCUUCGAUCUCAGGGGACCGAGUUUCACAGCAGACACAGCUUGCUCAGCAAGUUUGGUCGCCCUCCACUUGGCGUGCCAGAGUUUGCGUGCUGGCGAGUCAACCUCAGCGAUUGUUGGUGGUUGCCAUCUGAACAUGUUGCCCGAGUUUUGGAUUUCCUUCUCGUCUUGCAGAUUGCUAGCGGACUCUGGCCGAUCUAUUGCCUUUGACCAGCGCGGUACCGGUUUCGGCCGUGGUGAGGGUUGUGGCAUGAUCAUUCUGAAGCCCCUCGACCAGGCCAUCAGAGACAACGACUCAAUUCGUGCCGUCAUCAGAGGCACUGGCAUCAACCAGGAUGGCAAGACGCCCGGCAUCACUAUGCCUAGUGGCGCAGCACAGGAGAAGCUCAUGAGGCAGAUCUACAGAAACGCAGGUCUUGACCCCAAUGACUGCGGUUAUGUUGAGGCCCACGGCACUGGUACCAAGGUCGGUGACCCGAUUGAGGCCACCGCCAUCCACAACGUUAUUGGCCAGAACAGAUCAACGAAGGAUCCCUUGUUCAUCGGCUCAGUCAAGUCGAACAUUGGUCACUUGGAAGCGGCGUCUGGUAUCGCUGGUGUCAUCAAGGCAACCAUGAUGCUGGAGAGAGGUUUCCUCCUGCCCAACCACGACUUCAAGAAGCCCAAUGAGAAGAUUCCAUGGAAGGAGUGGAACAUGAAGGUUCCUGCCACUCAAAGGCCCUUUCCCAAGAACAAGAAGUACAUCAGUGUCAACAACUUCGGUUUCGGUGGCACCAACGCUCACGUUGUUCUUGAGAAGGCACCGCACACCGGCGCCCCCAAGAAGGACAACAAGAACCUUCCUCCUCCCGAUAACAAGAAGGCCAAGAGCACCAAGAAGAUCUACGUCUUGUCUGCCAACGACAAGAACUCUGUCGGUGCCGUCAUGAAGAACCUCGUUGUCUACCUCGAGCAGAGACCUGAGAUUUUCCAGAACGAUCUCAUGGACAACAUCGCGUACACUCUUGGUUCGCGUCGCUCAAUGCUUCCAUGGAGGGUUGCUAUCCCCGCCACUGACUCUUUCGAGCUUAUCGAAACCCUUAACAGCGGCAAGGUCAUUCCCGGCAAGGAGACUGAGCCCUUGAGAAUCGGUUUCGUCUUCACCGGCCAGGGUGCUCAGUGGUGGGGCAUGGGCCGCGAAUUAUACGGCCAAUACCCCAUUUACACUGCCGCCAUUGACAGAGCCGAUGAGUGCCUGAGGAAGUUGGGUGCCGAGUGGUCCCUCGUCGAGGAGCUCAGCAAGGACCAAGAAUCUUCCAAGGUUUCCGAGGCUCACAUCUCUCAGCCGGCUUGCAGUGCUGUCCAGCUUGCAUUGACUGACCUUCUCCGCACCUGGGGCAUUCGCCCCGCGGCUGUUGCUGGUCACUCAUCUGGUGAAAUCGGCGCCGCGUACGCUGCCGGUAUCAUUGGCUUCGAGGCCGCCAUGGCCAUUGCCUACCACAGAGGCCGUCUUAUCCCCAUCCUGAAGCAGAGAAACCCUGAUCUUCAGGGCUCCAUGAUGGCUGUUGGUGGAACUAAGGAGGAAGUCCAGCCCAUGAUCGACGCUCUCAAGCAACAACAGGUCAGAAUUGCCUGCUACAACAGUCCCUCCAGCUUGACCAUCUCUGGUGACUCCGCAGCCCUCGGCGAGCUCGAGAAGAACCUUGAGGACAAGCAGAUGUUCAACAGACGCCUGCAAGUCGAGACUGCUUACCACUCGCACCACAUGAACCUUGUUGCCAAGGAAUACCGCGAGUCCAUCUCUGAGCUUCCCCAUCCUCAGACUACCGAUGUCCGCUUCCACUCUUCCCUCUACGGACACCAGAUCGACGGCUUCGAGUGCCAGGCUCACUACUGGGUCAACAACCUUACCUGCCCUGUGCGCUUCUCUGAGGCUCUUGAGACCAUGUUGGAGCCCGUCGGCGAGCACAAGACUGGCGUCAACAUGAUCAUCGAAUUGGGACCCCACUCUGCUCUCCAGGGCCCCAUCAAGCAGAUCUUGAAGCACGUCGGAGAGGCUGCCAUGAAGGUGCCUUAUGCCUCUCCCCUUGUCCGUAAGAAGGAUGCCGUUGAGUCUGCGAUGGACUUGGCCUGCAACCUGAUCACCAAGGGUGCCAUUCUCAACAUGGACAACGUUAACUUCCCCAACCUGAAGAAGAAGCCUUCACUGUUGACUGAUCUUCCUCGCUACGCCUGGAACUACCAGAACAAGUACUGGCAAGAGUCCCGCAUGACUCAGAUGCACAAGUAUCGCAAGUCGCCCAGAAACGACUUGAUUGGUCUGGAGGCCAUCUACUCCAGCGAUCUCGAGCCGACAUGGAGAAACAUUGUCCACUUGGAUGACCUUCCUUGGCUUCGCCACCACGCGAUCCAGUCGGUGACAAUCUUCCCCAUCUCUGCCUUCAUCGGCAUGGCUUUGGAGGCUUCCGCUCAGUGGGCUCAGCGCAAGGAGAUUUCAUUCGAGAAGUACGAGUUGAGAGAUGUCUCCGUCGUCAAGCCGUUGGCUCUGCAGGAUGCUGAUGUUGAGAUGACAAUCAACCUGCGCCCCCAUCAGGAGACCAACCUGACUGCAUCCGAGACCUGGAAGGAGUUCCGUAUUUGCUCUUGGUCUCACGGCAGUGGCUGGACAGAGCACUGUGUUGGUCUCAUCGCUCUCCAUGGCACUGAGACUAAUGAGGUCGAUGGUAAGGAGCAAAAGCUUGCCGCUCUUCGCGGAGCUGAGGCUACCAUGAAAGCCAGCGAGGGCCCUGAGGCUGUUGCCGUUGCGGAGAACGACAUGUACGAGCGCCUGACUGAGCUUGGUGUCGGCUACGGACCAUCCUUCCAGUGCAUCAAGGACUGCAAGGCGUCGAACAAGUACUCCACUGGUAUCAUUUCAUCUUUCGAUGUUGCGGCCGACAUGCCCAACCACUACCAGACCAGCUCUGUCCUCCACCCUACCUUCUUGGAGUCCGUCAUUGAGAUGUACUGGCCCAUCCUUGGCGCCGGCCGCACUGACAUCAACACGGUCUACCUUCCCUCUUCCAUCGGUCGCAUGUCCAUCUCUCGCGAUAUCACCGCCCUUACUAAGGAGGUUGGCAGCACCCUCAAGGCGUACUGCAAGGCUGAUUUCCCCGCCGAGGCCCGCUCUACCAAGGUCUCUGUCUUCGCCACCUCAGAAGCCAACGACUUGGUCAUUGAGAUUGAUGAGCUCACCGUUUCUCCCAUUAUUGACGGAGAGACUGAGCUGGCCAGCAACCCUGCUCGCGAGCUUUGCUACAAGCUCGAGUGGGAGGAGAUUGGAACUCUGAAGUCACUGUCUGGCAAGUCCAAGACCAAGAUCAACGGUGCCUCCGGCGUCAAGGUUGAUGCUCCUUUGCCCGAUGUUGACGUCGCCAUCAUUCACGGCGACUCCAACUCUCAGCAGAUGUUGGCCAACGGCCUGGCGAUUGCUCUGGCCAGUGCAACCUCCAGACUGCCUGAGAUGGGUACCAUGCACGAAGUCAACACUGAGGGCAAGCUUACCGUCGUCCUCACUGAGAUUGAGCAACCUUUCCUUGCCAACCCUACCAAGGAGCAGUUUGCCGAAGUCCGUGGCAUGCUUGCCGGUGUCCAGGGCUGCCUGUGGGUUGUCCGUGGUGCAUACGACAAGGCUACCUCGCCUGAGUCCAACAUGAUCAUCGGUCUUAGCAGAACCGUUCGCUCUGAGACUGUUCUGCCCUUCGCCACCCUUGAUCUGGAUGACAACAACCAGCUCGAUGAGGACGAUUCUGCUGCAGUCAUCUUUGAGAUCUUCAAGCUCGCCUUCGGUGCUAGUGCCUCGUCGACCAGCGAGCUUGAGUUCAUGGAGCGAUCCGGCAAGCUCUCCACUCCCCGCAUUGUCCACGAUGAGGACAUGAACGAAUUCGUCCACCGCGAGACCAACCCUAGCGUUGUUGAGAUGCAGCCUUUCGGCAAGGACAACCGAUGCCUCAAGAUGGAGUUCUCUACCCCCGGUGCCAUUGAGACGGUGCACUUCGUUGACGACGUUGCUGCCACACAGCCUCUUGGUGACAACGAGGUUGAGUUCGACGUUAAGGCCGUUGGCAUGAACCUUCGCGAUGUUAUGAUCGCCAAGGGCCAGAUCCCUGAGGCUGACAAGCACGCUCUUGGUGUCGAGGCUUCCGGUAUCGUCACCAGAGUCGGCUCUGCUGUCAAGGCCCACAAAGCCGGCGACCGCAUCGCCGCCCUCACCAUCAGCCACGGUGCCUAUGCUACCCGCACUCGCACCACCGCUGCCAACGUCAUGGCCAUGCCAUCCAAGAUGUCCUUCGAGGAUGCCUCGACCCUCCCCUUGGCUUACUGCACUGCCUAUUACAGCUUGGUCGAGCAAGCCCGCCUCCGUGAGGGCCAGCGCAUCCUGGUUCACUCUGCCGGUGGUGGUAUUGGCCAGGCUUCAGUCUGCCUCGCCAAGAUGAUCGGUGCUGAGAUUUUCGUCACUGUCAGCACCGCCGCCAAGAAGAAGCUUCUCAUGCAGCACUACAAUGUUCCUGAGGACCAUAUCUUCUACAGCCGCAACACCACCUGGAGAGCCGCCGUUAGACGCGCGACCAACGAUGAGGGUGUUGACGUUGUUCUCAACACCCUCCCCGGCGCUGAUGCCCUGAGAGAGAGCUGGGCUUGCCUCAGCCGCUUCGGUUGCCUUGUUGAUGUUCGCAGAAAGGAUGGCUCUCGCGCCACCCGCCUCGACAUGGGCCAGUCUGACAGCAACGCCUCCUUCCUCAGUGUUGACAUCUUCGGCCUUGCCGCCGAGAGGCCCAAGAUUAUGGAGAGACUCGUCGCUGAUGUCUCCAAACUUCUUGCCGACGACCAACUCCGACCCAUCGACCCUGCCACCGUCUUCCCCGUGUCCUGCAUGGAGACAGCCUUCAAGACGCUGCAAACCACCCAAGGACCUGGAAAGUUGGUUGUUGUUCCUCAUGCUGAGGAUGUCGUCAUGGCUACUCCUUCCAAGGCUGCCAAGGCCCUUCUGAAGCCUGAUGCUACCUACCUCCUCAUCGGUGGUACUGGUGGUCUCGGCCGCAGCAUGUCCAGGUGGAUGGUUGCCCACGGCGCCAGGAACCUUGUUCUCCUGUCCCGCAAUGGUUCUGCCACUGGCAAGGUUAAGGAGCUCAUCGACGAGGCUGCCAACGAUGGUGCCCACAUCACCGUUCGCCCUUGCAAUGUCGCCGACAAGUCUAGCGUUGAGCAGUUGUUCAACACUGGCCUCAAGGGUCUUCCUCCCGUCCGUGGUGUCAUCCACGGUGCUAUGGUCCUUCGCGACGUUCUGUUCGAGCAAAUGACCUACAACGACUACACCUCGGUCACCGAGUCCAAGGUCCAGGGUGCAUGGAACUUCCACAAUGCCCUCCAAGAGCGCCAGACUGAGCUUGACUUCUUCAUUGCCAUCUCUUCCGCUGCCGGAGCCGUUGGUAACCGUGGUCAAGCCGCCUAUGCCGCCGCCAACUGCUUCCUCAACGCCUUCGUCCAGCACCGUCUUGCCCUUGGUCUGCCCGCUACCUCUCUCGACUUGACCGCUGUCUCUGAUGCCGGUUACCUGGCCGAUGGUAGUGCCGAGCGUGCUGCUGAGGUCGCCAAGAACUUGGGAUCCGACAGCAUUUGCGAGGCCGAGGUGCUUGCUCUCAUCGGCGCAUCCAUUUCGAACAAGACUUCCGUCUGCAACCACCACGUCAUCACUGGUAUGCGCAUCACGCCCAGCAUCCAGCCCUUCUGGACUCCCGAUGCCAAGUUCAAGGCUCUCCGCCUGGCCGCCGAGGAGCUUGCCGCUGCCGAGGCCGGUGCCAACGGUGCCGUCUCACUCAACGCCGCCCUCAAGGCGUCGCGUAGCGAGACAGAGGCCAUGGAGGUUGUUUGCCGCGGUUUGGUCGAGAAGAUUGCCGCCGUCCUGAUGAUGGAGAUUGAAGACCUCGACGUCACCCGCAGCUUGUCGCACUACCCGCUUGACUCGCUUGUCGCCAUCGAGAUCCGUAACUUCAUCACUCGCGAGUUCGAGGCCAACAUGCAGGUCCUCGAGUUGUUGAGCAGUGGUAGCAUCCAGACUCUCACAAAGGCUGUCUGCAAGAAGAGCAAGCUUUGCGUCGGAUUCGACUGGAGUAACUAGAGACGGGGCAACAACAUUAGGAGAGAUACAAGAGAGAUGAGAGAAAGAGUUAUGGGCAUCAUCAUACUACGAAGACAUGAAGACGAUUGAGUAGUGUUUUAUUAGAUUGUUAGUGUUUUUCGGAGAUAUCGUCAAAGAUAUAAUGGGGGCGCUUUUAUGAGGAUAUGGAUUGUACUUGUAUGAGUCGAGGAUACGAGAUCAGACUCGAUGGAAGGAUUUACACAGGGAACAUGGUGGUCACACGGGACACAAGGGCGAUCAGAACCACAAUUCUGCAGUCUCCUUACUAUUACUAGUUGUUAUGAGUGAGUUGUAACAAGUUUAUCUGUAUUUCGUGUGGGAACGCUAUGGGAACUGGCAAGGGAUAGCAGUGGGAGAAACAGCGCAACCUGGAGAGAAAGGUCUUGGAUGGAUCAUAGCUGAGGCUGAGAGGAGGAGG
Messenger RNA from Colletotrichum scovillei, 8827 nucleotides. Its product is annotated as beta-ketoacyl synthase domain-containing protein. Gene Ontology annotation, molecular function: oxidoreductase activity; phosphopantetheine binding; 3-oxoacyl-[acyl-carrier-protein] synthase activity. The transcript has 5 exons. The coding region runs from base 1525 to 8388 and encodes 2287 amino acids. Gene Ontology annotation, biological process: fatty acid biosynthetic process; secondary metabolite biosynthetic process. NCBI's taxonomy places the organism in Eukaryota, Fungi, Ascomycota, Sordariomycetes, Glomerellales, Glomerellaceae. The record is from RefSeq and is a predicted model, not a curated record.